GUGGCGCUGCCCGCUCGGCCCGGCGUUCCGGGAGGCGUGGGCCGCGGCCACUGGGUGCGCUCCUGCCCCGCCUCCGCCAGGCGGGCCACGGGGCAUGCAGCCGGUCGGGGGCGGGGCUCCGAGGCCAGGACGCGGCGUCGGGUUCCCGGGGAGCCGCCGCCAAGUGGACUCUGCCGCGCUCCUCAUGCUGCUCGUGGACGCCGAUCGGCCGGAGCCCGUGCGCAGCGGGGCGCGCGAGCUCGCGCUCUUCCUGACCCCCGAGCCCGGGGCCGAGGCGGCGGAGGUGGGGAAGACCGUCGAGGGCUUGCUCCUCAGGCUGGAAGAGUUUUGCAGCCUGGCUGACAUGAUCAGGAGCGAUACCUCACAGAUCUUGGAGGAAAACAUCCCCCUCCUUAAGGCCAAGGUGAUGGAAAUGCGUGGCAUCUACACCAAAGUGGACCAGCUGGAGGCCUUUGUCAAGAUGGUCGGGCACCACGUCUCCUUCCUGGAAGCCCACGUGCUUCAGGCCGAGCGGGACCACGGGGCCCUCUCACAGGCCCUGCGGAAGUGGCUGGGCUCCUCGGGGCUCCCCACCUUCGGGAACAAGCUGUGGACGCCGGCGGCCCCGACCUUCGAGCUGCCCGCGUUGUACAGAACCGAGGACUAUUUUCCUGUGGACGUCGGGGAGGCAACGCGCCGAGCCCCCAGCUGCCAAAGGCGUCUGUGA
Molecule: messenger RNA, 706 nt
Organism: Lipotes vexillifer (Yangtze River dolphin)
Lineage: Eukaryota; Metazoa; Chordata; Mammalia; Artiodactyla; Lipotidae
Gene: BCAS4
Product: breast carcinoma amplified sequence 4
Exons: 5
Coding region: 95-706 (203 amino acids)
Cellular component (GO): BLOC-1 complex
Source: RefSeq, a predicted model, not a curated record